Messenger RNA from Lonchura striata (white-rumped munia), 5631 nucleotides. RefSeq names its product cyclin dependent kinase 12 (gene CDK12). The record is from RefSeq and is a predicted model, not a curated record. Lineage: Eukaryota; Metazoa; Chordata; Aves; Passeriformes; Estrildidae. Gene Ontology annotation, biological process: protein phosphorylation; positive regulation of transcription elongation by RNA polymerase II. Gene Ontology annotation, molecular function: RNA polymerase II CTD heptapeptide repeat kinase activity; ATP binding; cyclin binding. Gene Ontology annotation, cellular component: cyclin/CDK positive transcription elongation factor complex; nucleus.
GCCCGUCCCUCCCGCCGCCUCCGGGGCUCGGGCCCCGCUCCCCGUGUGAGGAGGGAGCAGCGAGGCCGGCGUGGAUGGUGCGAGGGGCGGGCGCGGAGGGAGUUUGAAGUUGGGGGUUUCCGCCGAGUCCGCCCCUCGCCGUUCCCGAGCGCAGCGGGGGAGGAAUGCCAAACCCGGAGAGGCAUGGGGGCAAGAAGGACGGCGGCGGGGCGUGCUCGCAGCCGGGCGGCGGCGGCUCCAACAGCAAGGAGAGGCACCGGGCGGGCUCCAGGCACAAGAGGCACAAGUCCAGGCACUCCAAGGAGUCCCCGCUGGCGGCCCAGGAAGCGGCGGCGCCCCUGGGAGCGGUGAUCAAGCCGCUGGUGGAGUACGAUGACAUCAGCUCGGACUCGGACACCUUCUCGGACGAUGUGGGCCUCAAGCUGGACAGGAGGGACAACGACGAGAGGAGGGCGGAGAGGAGCGAGAGGGCCCAGAAGCACCGGCACCACCAGCACAAGCGGCUCCGGGAGCUGAUGAAGAGCAAACAGGCGGAGAAGGACAGGAAGUUGGAAAAGAGCCUGGAUGCUUCCAGCAGGUCCGCCAAGGAGAGGAUCUCGGGAUCCUCCAAGAGGCUCCUGGAGAGCGAGGAGCACCCCAAGGCGCUCUCCUCCUCCAAGAGCAGCAACAAGGAAUCGCGCUCGGCCAAGGCGCACAAGGAGAAAUCCAGGAAGGAGCGGGAGCUCAAGUCCAGCCACAAAGAGCGCAGCAAAAGCCAUCGCAAAAGGGAUGCUCCCAAAAGUUACAAAACCAUCGACAGCCCCAAGAGGAAAUCCAGGAGCCCUCACAGGAAAUGGUCGGACAGCCCAAAACUGGACGACAGCCCUUCGGGAGCUUCCUACGUGCAGGAAUACGACCUCAGCCCGCCCCGCUCGCACACCUCCAGCACCUACGAUCCCUACAGGAAAAGCCCCGGCGGAUCCUCACGCCGCCAAUCCCUCAGCCCGCCCUACAAGGAGCCCGUGGGUUACCAGUCCAACGCCCGCUCGCCCAGCCCUUACAGCCGGCGGCAGCGAUCCGUGAGCCCCUACGGCCGGAGGCGCUCGUCCAGCUACGAGCGGGGCAGCGGCUCCUACAGCGGGAGGUCCCCGAGCCCCUACGGGCGCCGCCGCUCCAGCAGCCCCUUCGCCUCCAAGCGCUCCGUCAGCCGCAGCCCCAUCGCCAGGAAAUCGGUGAAAUCGCGGAGCCGCAGUCCUGGCUACUCGAGGCACUCAUCUCACAGCAAAAAGCAGAGGUCUGGCUCCCGCAGUCGCCAUUCCAGCAUCUCCCCCAGCAGGCUCCCACUCAACUCCAGCCUCGGAGCAGAGCUCAGCAGGAAGAAGAAGGAGCGAGCGGCCGCGGCAGCCGCUGCGGCCAAGGUGGACGGCAAGGAGGCGAAAGGCUCCCCCGUUUUCCUGGCUAGGAAGGAGAACAGCUUGGCUGAACUAAAGGAGGCUGGGACGGAGUCUAAAAAAGUCACCAAAACUGUUAAAUCUGAGAAAGCUCCGGACACGGACUCGGUUCAUUCACUGUCCACCAACGCAGAGCCUAAAGCCCCUGCGGAGACAACGAAAUCCAAGGCGGAGGAGAACUCGGAGAGGAAACAUCCUGUUCCACUUAGGGAUUCCAAACCCACGGGAACAAAAGACUCGAAGCCUGUAGCAGUGGUAGAGGACCUGGUAUCUCCAAAGGAGACAGAGGCAGCAGAGAAGGAGAUUCCACCCCCCCUCCCCACCAUCAAAUCCCCUCCUCCGCCUCUGCCCACCGCCACCCCUCCGCCUCCCACGCCGCCGCUGCCGCCGCUGCCUCCGGCUCCUGCUGUCCCUCCUUUGCCUCCAGCCCCAGUGGCUCCCGUUCAGGUCCCUCCUUCAGCCCCAACGUCUUUGCCAUCCUCUUCCUCCCACCCAAGGACGUCUACUUUAUCCUCUCAGGUGAACUCCCAGUCCUCUGUCCAGGUGGCUACAAAAACCCAAGUGUCUGUGACGGCUGCUAUCCCACACCUGAAAACUUCCACCUUGCCUCCGCUUCCGCUCCCCCCUAUUUUAGUUGGGGAAGAUGACUUGGAUAGUCCGAAAGAGAUUCUUCCUCCAAAACCUGUGAAGAAGGACAGAGAGCAGAGACCACGACACUUACUCACGGACCUCCCGCUCCCCCCAGAGCUCCCUGGGGGGGACCCCUCUCCUCCCGACUCCCCAGAACCAAAGGCAGCCACACCACCUCAGCAACCCUUCAAAAAGAGACCAAAAAUCUGCUGUCCUCGCUACGGGGAGAGGAGGCAGACGGAGAGCGACUGGGGCAAGCGCUGCGUGGACAAGUUCGACAUCAUCGGGAUAAUCGGAGAAGGGACCUACGGGCAGGUGUACAAAGCCAAGGACAAGGACACAGGUGAGCUGGUGGCUCUGAAGAAGGUGCGCCUGGACAACGAGAAGGAAGGAUUCCCCAUCACGGCCAUCCGCGAGAUCAAAAUCCUGCGGCAGCUCAUCCACCGCAGCGUGGUCAACAUGAAGGAGAUCGUCACAGACAAACAAGAUGCACUGGAUUUCAAGAAGGACAAAGGUGCCUUUUACCUUGUGUUUGAGUACAUGGACCAUGACCUAAUGGGGCUGCUAGAAUCUGGCUUGGUACAUUUCUCAGAGGACCAUAUCAAGUCUUUCAUGAAACAGUUAAUGGAGGGCCUGGAUUACUGUCACAAAAAGAAUUUCCUUCAUCGAGACAUCAAGUGCUCCAACAUCUUACUGAACAACAGUGGGCAGAUCAAACUUGCGGAUUUUGGGCUCGCCCGACUCUACAGCUCGGAGGAGAGCCGUCCCUACACCAACAAAGUCAUCACGUUGUGGUACCGACCCCCAGAACUGCUGCUCGGGGAGGAGCGUUACACCCCUGCCAUCGACGUGUGGAGCUGUGGCUGUAUCCUCGGGGAACUGUUUACAAAGAAGCCUAUUUUUCAAGCCAAUCUGGAGCUGGCUCAGCUUGAAUUAAUCAGCCGGCUCUGUGGGAGCCCCUGCCCAGCCGUGUGGCCAGAUGUCAUCAAGCUGCCCUACUUCAACACCAUGAAGCCCAAGAAGCAAUACCGGCGGCGUCUGCGCGAGGAGUUCUCCUUCAUUCCCUCCUCUGCCCUGGACCUGCUGGACCACAUGCUGACGCUGGACCCUGGCAAGCGCUGCACAGCAGAGCAGGCCCUGCACAGUGACUUCCUGAAGGACGUUGACCUCAGCAAAAUGGCACCUCCAGACCUCCCCCACUGGCAGGAUUGCCACGAGCUGUGGAGCAAGAAGCGCCGGCGGCAGCGGCAGAGCGGGGUGGCCGUGGAGGAACCUCCGCUAUCAAAAGUUUCUCGGAAAGAAACUACCUCUGUUACAAGCACAGACACUGUGAAAAACAACAGCAGUCCUGUGCCCCCCCAGCCUGCCCAGCUCAAAGCAGAGCCUGGUGCUGCAGAUGCAGUAGGCCUGGGCGACAUCACGCAGCAGCUGAACCAGAGCGAGCUGGCCGUGCUGCUGAACCUGCUGCAGAGCCAGACCGACCUGAGCGUGCCGCAGAUGGCCCAGCUGCUCAACGUGCACUCCAACCCCGAGAUGCAGCAGCAGCUGGAGGCUCUCAACCAGUCCAUCACGGCCCUGACCGAGGCCACGGCGCAGCACCACGAGCCCGCGGCGGAGGAAGCCGUAGAGGAGCCGCCUGCGGAGGUGCCCGAGGAGCAGCAGACUCCAGAGGCAGCCAGCGCUCAGGGAGACAUGCAGAACGUGCUGGCCGUUCUGCUGAGCCAGCUGAUGAAGAGCCAGGAGCCUGGGAUAACCCUGGAGGAGAGCAACGGGGAGAAGAGCAGCGAGCAGAGGGGCCCCAGGAAAAGCCCGGCGACGACGACGAGGCAGCCCGAGGAGAGCACAGCGUGUCCUCCCGGCCUUGUCCCACCAGAGAAGAGACCCCCCGAGCCCCCCGGACCGCCUCCUGCCGCUGCCGUGGCCGAAGGGGAUCUCUCCGGAGCAGCCCAGGAGCUGAACCCGGCCGUGACGGCUGCGCUGCUCCAGCUCCUCUCCCAGCCCGACCCGGAGCCGCCGGCCCCGGACUACGCCAGGACUUUCAGCGCCGACGGCUCCGAGGAGCUCAACGCGGGCCAGACUCUUCUAGAACCUUCUGCCCAAGCCGUGGGGAAAAGCAGGACCUUCUUGGGCUCCGUGAGCCACCUCGGGGAGAGCAGCGGCUACCCGGGCUCGCUGCAGUUCCCGGGGGACCAGGACCUGCGCUUCGCCCGAGCCCCCGCCGGCGGCCACGCGCCGCGGCCCUUCGGCAAAGCCGAGGGGAGCGACGGCAGCGAGCCCAAAAUGCAGAAUUACGGCGAGCUGGGGCCGGGAACGCCCGGCUCCGGCGGGGCAGGAACGGGUCCCAGCUGGGCUGCCCCAACCCAGGCGCCGGCUUCCUACGGGAAGACGUUCCGAGGGCCUGGCCGAGUGCCUCCGCGGGGUGGCCGGGGCCGGGGGGUUCCCUACUGAGAUUCCUGGGAUCCCCCCCCACCCCUUGCCUCUCCUCCUUUAGCCACAGGACUUGAUUUUUUUUUUAUAUAUAUAUAAUUUUAAUUUUUUUUUUUAAUUUUUUUUUUUGUUGUUUUGGCCAGAGCAAGGUCUCGUCCGCAUUUCAGCUGCUGCAGAGUUCCCUGGGCAUCCCUCCCUGGCUCGGGAGCUGCCAGAGGGUCCCCGCUGGCCUCCCCUGCUUGGUUAGUGACAAAAAUAAUCCCGACCCCGCAGCAAACCGAGCCAGGAGAGGAGGGGAUUGAUGGAAAAGCAGGAAUGGAAGGAAGAAGCAAUUUUAAAAAUGCUGUUUUCCCCAAGCUGGGCACUGGAGUUUGCUGAUGGGUCAGGGAGGCCUGGGGGGAGGCUGCUUCCCAAAGCGGUUUUAUUUUUGUUGUUUUGUUUGUUUGCCCCAUUUCCUUAAAAAAAAACGAAACAAAAGAACAAAUGAAAAGGGGAAUUUAUCGAUGCAGAGGCACCUGGAUGGGUUAUCCCAGCGGUGGGGACCUGGGAUGUGACACUGGUUGUGUUCAGUUUAUUUGAUGUUGCUUUCUUUCCACAAAGCAUUUUAUUUCCCUCUGCUCCAGGGCCGGUCCUGUCCCCUGUGGCAGCAGCCUUAGUACAUUGAUUUUUGGGAAGGGUCUCUGGGCGUUGGAUCCCUCCUGCUGUAACUUGCCAGUGGGAAUAGUCUUUUUUUAUUAUUAUUUUGGUUUUAUUUUUGUACUUUAAAUUUUUUUUUAAGAGCCGAGGAGAACGACUCCCUGAAAACCAGGGUUUUCUGUUGUUUGGAACUUUCAGAACCCUUCAAGAAUUAAAAAAAAAAAAAAAGGAAAUUAAAUGAAAAUCCCAACAUCUGGUGGGGUUUGCCACCAGAUGGGAGUGAUUUGUCCCCGGAAUCCUGGGCCAGUGCUGCCCACCCUGCCGGGGUCGGUGGCAUCUCAGCCCUCUGAGCUUUUCCAGGUGUUCCUGUGUCAUUUCCAUGAGCAUAUUUCUAUUUUUGUUCUCGUCAAGGAAGUAUUUACGAUGGGUUUUCUCCUCCCACAGACCCUUGCGCUGUUCAUUUCAAUGAGACUUAAAAAGAGAUGAAUAAAACAAAGGUACCUAUUUA